Messenger RNA from Trifolium pratense (red clover), 923 nucleotides. Its product is annotated as embryo-specific protein ATS3A-like. The coding region runs from base 122 to 625 and encodes 167 amino acids. NCBI's taxonomy places the organism in Eukaryota, Viridiplantae, Streptophyta, Magnoliopsida, Fabales, Fabaceae. The record is from RefSeq and is a predicted model, not a curated record. The transcript has 3 exons. Gene Ontology annotation, molecular function: protein binding.
GGUUAUCUAAUCUAAUCUAUUGUUAUAAUAGAACAAAACAAUAUCUAACACCAAUUAGGCGUUUCUCUCUUCUCUUGAAGCACAAAAAAGGGGUUACAAGUAAUUAAUAUUCUACUAAACCAUGGAAGCUCUUCUUACCUUAAUCCUCACAUUCUCCAUCAUUGUUGUCUUCUCAUCACAUGCAACACCAACAUUGGUUGCUAGCCCUCAACCUCAAAUGAAUCUAUCUUCCAUGCUUAACCAUACCCAACAACAUAUUAAUGAGACUAGAUUGAUCAGUAGUAGCUGCACUUACGAGAUCAGCGUAAAAACAAGUUGCAAUUCUCUAACAUAUACAACGGAUGUAAUCAGUAUUUUGAUUGGAGAUGCUAAUGGCAAUGAGAUUGUUACACAAUUGGAAGGUUUUGGGCUGUUGGACUCGUGCAUGGAAAUUACAAAUAAUGUAUUGGGACAUUGUAUAGGCAAAAUCUGCAAAAUAUACUUAACUAGGGUUGGAUCAGAUGGUUGGAUGCCAGAGACUAUCAUUGCAUCGCAUAGUGACUAUCCACCAAUCACAUUCAACUUCAACUAUUUCAUUCCUAAUGAUCAUCGCUCUGGCGUCGACUAUUGCCAUAAUAAUGCUUAGUGUUAUGUUCCUUAAAUUAAUACUAUUAUUAUUUAGUAAAAAAAAUAUUAUUAUUAUUAUUAGGUGUUUUUCUUUUCUUGAAUAACAAUAUGCUUAUUGCAUUUUCUCAAAGACCAAAUCGUCAAUAAAGCAUAUAGAAGCAGCUAGCGUAGUACGUAUAUGUGCUAAGUAGGCUCAAUUGAUUGCUACUAAUAAGUAUUUUUCUUUACUAGCUAAUAACUCUUUUGAUAUGUAAUUAAGUAAUAAAUAUAUGUCUUUAUACAAAGAUGAAUUAUCAAGUUAUAAUUUUAGUGUAUUA